Cynocephalus volans (Philippine flying lemur) is the source of this 1026-nucleotide messenger RNA. RefSeq names its product developing brain homeobox 2 (gene DBX2). The record is from RefSeq and is a predicted model, not a curated record. Gene Ontology annotation, biological process: regulation of transcription by RNA polymerase II. The transcript is spliced from 4 exons. The coding region runs from base 1 to 1026 and encodes 341 amino acids. Gene Ontology annotation, molecular function: DNA binding; DNA-binding transcription factor activity, RNA polymerase II-specific. NCBI's taxonomy places the organism in Eukaryota, Metazoa, Chordata, Mammalia, Dermoptera, Cynocephalidae.
AUGCUCCCCAGCGCCGUGGCGGCCCCCGCCGGCGCCUACUGGGACGUGGUGGCGUCCUCCGCGCUCCUCAACCUGCCCGCGGCGCCCGGCUUUGGCAACCUGGGCAAGAGUUUCCUGAUUGAGAACUUGCUGCGGGUCGGGGGCGCCCCGGCGCACGGGCUGCAGCUGCCCACGCCCCACGGCCCGGCGGCCGCCCUCGCCCCCGCCGCGGGCAGCGCGCAGCUCCGGCCCCUGCCCGCCAGCCCGGUUCCCCUCAAGCUGUGCCCUGCGGCCGAACGAGUCGGUCCCGCCGGGGCGCCCUACGGCACGCGGUGGGCUUUUCAGGUGCUCAGCCCCUCGGCGGACGGCGCGAGGCUGCCGGGCCGGGGUGCGGGGGACCGAGACUGUACCUUCCAGCCGCCAGGCCCAGUGCCUUCCAAACCUUUUUUUCUGAGCGCCCCGCCAUUCUACUCAGCGUGCUGCGGUGGGUCCUGUCGGCGCCCUGCAUCCCCCACUGCUUUUCCAAGAGAAGAAAGUGUGCUGCCUCUCCUGACACAGGAUUCUAAUUCUAAAGCUCGGAGGGGCAUUUUAAGAAGAGCUGUCUUUUCUGAGGAUCAGAGAAAGGCUCUGGAGAAAAUGUUUCAGAAGCAGAAGUAUAUCAGCAAAACAGACCGAAAGAAACUUGCCAUCAACUUGGGCUUAAAGGAAUCACAGGUGAAAAUUUGGUUUCAGAACCGAAGGAUGAAAUGGCGGAAUUCAAAGGAAAAGGAAGUGCUUUCCAACAGGUGUAUCCAAGAAGUAGGCCUCCAAGAGGAUCCCCUCUCUCGGUCUGCUCUGGGUUUUCCUUCUCCAUGUCCUUCAAUAUGGGAAGUCUCCCAACAGCACUCAAGUCCAAGAUGGAGAGAGAAUUCUCCAGAACCUUCAGAAAGACUAAUCCAGGAGAGGUCAGGGCCACCCCUCCCAGAAGCAAAUUCACUCCAAGAUGCCUUGUAUUUGUGUUCUGAAGAAGAAGCUGGAGACAAGGGUGUACUUACUGGGGCUGUCUGA